AUGCUGUUUCAUCUAUACAGGGUUCAACUUAAAAUUUUCCAACAAUUCUUUCUCUGCAAAGCAAAAACAUAUGAAUCUGGAGUAGCUAAUAAUUUUAACUUUAAUGUAAUUCCUUUGAGAUUGUUGGCUGCAGAAAGAGAGGAAGCAAAAGCUGUAUUAUCAUUAUUUUUGAGAAAACAGGGUUUGAGCAAUGCAAUGGCAGCAAGGACUACUAAGAAAUCGGAUUGUUUUAUUGACCACCUCAUAUCAAAACUCUAUACAAUACAUAAAUCUCGAUAUCUAGUAGGAAGAGAGCUUACCACACUUGAAAUCAUAAAUGCACUUGUUCCAUACCUAAAAUAAUUUCUUGAAGAACAUGGAGAUGUUUUGGUGGAUGUGGUGGAGAGCUUUCCAAACCCUCCAGGUAUCAAAAGAUCUGUUCUGGCUUCUCCUAUAACAGUCGUCGGCCCUAGCUCCAAGAAAGAAAGAGCCAUUGCUCGAGUGAGUCAACGGAGUCCUGAAGGCCUACUACCAAAACAUGUUCUAUACCUCAUGGACCUCGGUAUGGACCUUGACCAGAUCAAGGACAUUACCCGUAGGUUCCCAACCUUUGAUUACUAUAAUUUAGACUGCAAAAUUAAACCUGUGGUGGAGCUAUUCCUAGAGCUCGACGUGCCCCAGUCAGACAUUCCUACCAUUCUUUAUAAAAGACCUCAGCUAUGUGGCAUUAGCUUCUCACAGAAUCUGAAACCCAUGAUGAGUUAUUUUGAGAGUUUGGGUGUGGAUAACAGCCAGUGGGCUAAGGUGAUAUACCGGUUCCCUGCAUUGCUCACUUACAGCAGACAGAAGGUGAAGGCAUCCGUGGAUUACUUUUUUGAACUGGAUGUUUCAGAAAAGAAAAUCGAAAAAAUUUUGACAUGCUGUCCUCAUAUCAUAAGCUAUAGUCUGGAAGAUAAUCUUAAACCCACCAUUGAAUACUUCCAUUCAAUGGGUGUUGAUAUUGCCUCUCUUAUUUACAAAUGCCCACAAACUUUUGGUCUAAGCAUAGAGGCAAAUCUCAAGCCAGUUAUAAAGUUUUUUCUGGAGAGAGGUUACAGCAUUGAAGAAGUUGGUACCAUGGUUCACAGAUACGGAGCUCUAUAUACUUUCAGUUUGAGUGACAAUUUGAUGCCAAAAUGGAACUUCUUCUUGACAAUGGAGUACCCAAGAUCAGAGCUUAUCAAAUUUCCUCAUUACUUUGGCUACAGCUUGGAGGGUAGAAUAAAGCCUAGAUACAGACGAGUGAAGGAAUGUGGGGUGAGGCUUGUGCUGAACCAGGUGUUGUCUAUUUCAAAUAGUCAGUUUAAGAAGAUACUUGAGAAAAAGAUGGGUAAUCUAUGAGUUGCUCACUUUUCAAAAGAAACAAAUACUGAUAAUUUACAAGC
This is a messenger RNA of Elaeis guineensis (African oil palm), 1403 nucleotides long. NCBI's taxonomy places the organism in Eukaryota, Viridiplantae, Streptophyta, Magnoliopsida, Arecales, Arecaceae. The record is from RefSeq and is a predicted model, not a curated record.